Blastocystis hominis is the source of this 1719-nucleotide messenger RNA. RefSeq lists its product as hypothetical. NCBI's taxonomy places the organism in Eukaryota, Bigyra, Opalinata, Blastocystidae. The record is from RefSeq and is a predicted model, not a curated record. Bases 1 to 1719 code for a protein of 572 amino acids. The transcript has 4 exons.
AUGUUGGGCGAUCUUACCUUUAUGUCUGCCAAAUCGUUUUUGAUUAAAAGUACUUCAGAAAUUGCUUCUUAUUCUUCCCAUUCUAGAUUUGACCAGUUUGACCCAUCUCAAACUCGGCCAUUUCGCAUUCCUCAACGCGCAAACCGCAACAUUCUCCCGUUUCUCUCUUUUUAUUCUCUCUCUCAUCUUCCAGAUCUUCCCGUGUUAAGCAACUGCACCCUCGAAGAAGCGUUCAUUGGCUGCAAAGAGUUAACAUUACUGAACGUUCCUUAUCUUAACUCCAUCACGUCGCACAACGCCCUCUACUUCUCUUCCCUCAUCACCGCAAUCCUCAUCAACUGCAGCAGGCAAUUCCAAUCGAUCUGCCGCAGUUUCAAUCCCUUAGGCGUCGCCGUCAUCGAGCGCAACGUCGAUUUCCUCAUCGACCCAUUCAACGAAAUCCAUACGGCGCAUUUCCGGACAUAUGUCCCCAAAUCCGACGCAGGCGAUUACUGGUUCGGCGAAGUGGACGAAUCGCAGUGUCCCAACGGCGCAGGCCGCCUCGUGACGCAGAACCAAGUGGUGAAGACGUUCAUGUGCAACAACGCGUUCAACGGCUGGACGGAGAUCUACCAAACCGACGAUUUCCAGGAACUCUUCGACGGCGAGAACGAAAAGGGCGUGUUCAUCAACGGAAAACGCUUCGGAACGUUCGUGAAGAAAGCGCUGAACGAUACUCUUUCGUACCGAUCCUACCUCAACGACAAGCCCUUCCCCGAAGAUUUCGUUCGCCAGUACAAAGACUCCGACUGGGUCAUCACCAAUGACAUGAUCCGAUGCUGCAGCCCGCUGCUUCGAAAAGAAAUCUGCCCGCUCUUUUUCGACUGUGCCACCAAAAUCACACUCACGCAGGACGUGAAUUUCCCGCGGGAGUUCGUGCUGCUGCAGGGCUUGGUGAAGACUUUGGUGUUCGACAAGUGCGAAAGCAGCAACGUGGUGAAUGUGGUGCUGUCGAAUCUCGCGGAUUUGAAGAAGAUCGAAUUCAAAAACGGCGCGUUUGCGAGGGAAAAUGCGCGGGGCGCGCUGUGGGUCAUGCAUUGUCCGCAGUUAUCGUCGAUUUGCAUUUGCGAUGACGGCUCCUGUGCCCAUUUUUCCGGCUUUUUCCUUACCGAGUUUGUAGACCUCCCAAAACUCAAAAAGGUUGUUUUCCGCGAUUCUAAAGCCAUGGAAGCGCCGCAAAUGCAGUUCCGGAAUUGCCCAAUGUUCGUGUUUAAGGAAUUGCCCGGCUUGGAAACGCUUUCAUUCAGCGCGCUGACCGCGCCGAACGCCAGUGUUCUGCAUCUGGAGAAUCUGCCGAAGCUGAAGGAAGUGUGGAUGAUGGACCGCACGUUUUCGAGUUGUAAACACUUGGUCGCGCUGUGUAAUGAUGCCACGCAAUGGAAUAUCGGGAAUGCGCUUGAGAACUUGAAGAGUGUGACAUGUCGUCGAGGAAGCGCCAUUGGAGCCAAUUUGAGCGCGGUUGCACGAGGAUUACGAGUUAUUGAGAUUUGUCAUUUUUUGUUGGAAACUGUAUGUCCUUUUUCUUGGGACAGGCUGUCGUGGAGUCUUGUUUAUACAUUGUCACGGAUGUGCCUGUUUUGGUGGGGAUUGUUCCAGGGAGCGAAGGACUGGUUAUCGAGAUCCGGAAGUGCGGCGUCUCUUCCGUGUUGCGCAUCCACUACCACCGAAUUUCCAAUUUAG